Molecule: messenger RNA, 1291 nt
Organism: Drosophila virilis
Lineage: Eukaryota; Metazoa; Arthropoda; Insecta; Diptera; Drosophilidae
Product: CRISP/Allergen/PR-1
Source: RefSeq, a predicted model, not a curated record
CAUAAGUCAGAACACAACACUUGUAUUUUAUGACACAGAAAACACUUUGAAAAUCAACACAAUUCUAUUUGAAUUGGGAAAUGUCGCUUCUGUGGUUUUGUGUGCUGCUGUUUUUGCACAGUGUAGCAACAAAUAAUUUUGUUGAUGAGAAUCGAUUGUUUAUACCGCCAGAAGAUAAUAAUUUAAUGAAUUGUGAUGGCAAUUUCGAAUAUCUCGGCGCACGCAUAGCUUGCCCCUCGCUGAUGAAUAUCUACAAUCUUCGUGAUAGGGAAUACAGGGAAAUCAAGAAACUUUUGCUCUUUGGCCACAAUGGAUUGCGCAAUCGGCUGGCCAUCAAGCUGGAUGCCUGCGACAUGCUGGAAAUGUCCUGGGACAAUAAUCUGGCCGAGCUGGCUAGACGCCAUCACAAAUACUGCCAGCGCCUAAUAGACUGUGACAUUGUAGCCAAUCUGUCAGGAAAAGGACUAGAUCCACGAGUAUAUAGGAAAGUUGUCAGAGGCCAACACAUCGAUGUGGCACGAAGUAGCUUUUUUCUGAAGAACAUUUAUUCCACAAACUUCAUACCGUUCGUCUUGAGCAGCUGGUACGAGACGCAUAUUGAACUAAAGUUCCCCCAAAAGGUUGAACACAAGAAACAAAAGUAUUAUAGGAUUCUUGGUGAUAAUAGUUUUACGCGCAUGAUUAAGCCGCAAACCUAUCAACUGGGCUGCUCCUAUGCCAUGUUCAUCGAUGGUCUCAGCCUGAUUUGCUAUUACUAUCCACAUGUUCAUAGCAACAAUACGAUCUUAAUCCGAAUAAAGCCCAAGGAAUAUCAAUGUCCACACAUGUUUCCGAUGUUGGACUCGGUUUUCAAAAGAAUCUGCAAAUAUGUGGAGUGGAAACUCUAAGGAGCUCCACUUAUCCAAUUAAGCACGUGUUAAGCACUUGAAAAGCCUUUUGCUUAAGCAGCAGUUUGACAAAUUUGGGUAUAUCAGUUGAAGAAGAGACAUGGCCUGAUUACAUACCAAGCAUUUCGGGGCACAGCCCAACUGCCACACACCUCAGCCGGCUGGGCAGAGUUACAUGACCCUUAUCAUAUCUGGCCCGAAUAACCACAUCCCAGAGCGCACACUUUCGCCUCAAAGCAAAUACUAAAAGCCGGGUACGCCACAAGAAUGUUCGACUAGCAAAUGCCCUCUAGAAAAUGCACUUAAACGAACAUAUUUGAUAUUUACAUUGUUUGAAAUAACAUUUUGUUUUCAACAGCUGAAUUGAAUAAUGAGUAAAAUGAGGAGUUAACUUGGAUAAUUGA